GCGGUCCUGUGAUUCAGCCUAGUUUAACAGCACCAGUGCCUGGAAAUUCAAGCUCAGUCAGUGGUUGAAUGUGGGGAGAGAACAUCUAUUGUGGAGGCGUGCUCCAUACCUCUGACGAUUUAAGGAGGACGUGAAACAUUAUUCAAGUGUGCUAUUGUUCAUUUGCCACCGCAAAAGUCUUUAUUUAGAAGACAAUCUUAAGUCUCAACAUGGAACCGAGGAAAAAGUGCAAAGGUCUAAUGGAACGUCUUCGUGAUGGUGAGACGGUCAUUUGCGCGGAGGGAUAUCUCUUCGUGUUUGAGCGACGCGGUUACUUGACAGCUGGGUCGUAUGUACCCGAAGUCGUUCUGGAACAUCCUGAGUUAGUCCGACAACAAUACGAGGAAUUUGUCCACGCCGGAAGUGACGUUGUACUGGCAUUUACUUAUUACGCACACCGUGAAAAGAUGGCGCUGAUUGGUCGAGAGGACGAUCUAGAACGAAUCAACAAGCGUGCGCUGCGCAUAGCACGUGAAGUAGCUGAUGCAACUGGUACCCUGAUGGCCGGUAACAUCAGCAACACCAACAUCUUUGUGGACACCGUACCCAAUUAUCAAGAGAAAGUCUGGCAAAUCUUUAAAGAGCAGAUAGAGUGGGCUGUGGAUGCUGGGGCUGAUUUCAUAGUAGGAGAAACUUAUGACAAGUUUGGCGAAGCGUUACUGGCUGUGCAGGCAUGCAAAGAAUUUGCAAAAGAUAUUCCAUGCGUGGUGACCCUUGCUGCCCAACAGGGUCAGGUGGGCGGGAAGCCAGCCACUCUGGACGGCGUGGAGUACAGUGAGGCAUUGAGCCGACUAGUGGACGCCGGGGCUGACGUGGUGGGGCUGAACUGCGCACGGGGACCAGCCACCAUGCUGCCCAUUCUGGAGGAAGCUGUCAAAGUUUGCAAGGCGCCUCUUGCUGCUGUGCCUGUGAUGUUUCGUACGACCAAAGAGGAGCCAAACUUUAUGUCGUCCAAGGAUCCACUGACAGGUGAACUAUUGUUCCCCGUGAAUCUGGACUGUAUCCAGUGCAAUCGUAAGGACAUGCACGACUUUGGUAAGCGAGUCCAGGAAGUGGGCAUCAAGUACGUGGGUCUGUGUUGCGGCAACUCGGCUCACCUCACCCGAAGCCUGGCCGAGAGUCUGGGCCGCAAGCCGCCUGCCUCCCGCUACACGCCAGAUCUCAACAAGCACUGGCUCUUGGGAAAAGACGAUAAACUACCCUUACUGGGCCAAGACUCAAAGAAAAAAUAUGCCCAAACCUUAAGUAAAGUUAAUUAAACAUCAAGUCAAUACUUUCAGUUUUAUCUACAAACGUUGGGACGCAUAUGCACAAAAAGUAAAAAAAAAAUGAUCCAAAAUGAUUAUGAUAACUCUGAGGAAACUACAGAAAUGUUUGCUCCUUACAAAACAUGACAUAAUUAUUUUAUUUCAUAUUAAAGUAUAAGAGAAGGAAACUUUACCGAAGUGUAAUGCCAUCCUUUCUGCCUAAACCUUGAUGCCAACAUGAAAUAAACACGACAAAAUGUUGACCCUCUCAUUGAGAUAUUUCGUAAAUUCAACGGCUGUUUGUUGCCAAGACCCAUACAGUUAGUAUCUCAAGUAUUACAUUUACAGCAUUAAUUAAUGU
Messenger RNA from Acanthaster planci (crown-of-thorns starfish), 1647 nucleotides. RefSeq names its product betaine--homocysteine S-methyltransferase 1-like. Lineage: Eukaryota; Metazoa; Echinodermata; Asteroidea; Valvatida; Acanthasteridae. The record is from RefSeq and is a predicted model, not a curated record. Gene Ontology annotation, molecular function: zinc ion binding; methyltransferase activity.